AGGAGGGUACGUGGUGUGGGAGGAGGGGUAGUUGAACAUCUUGCAGCCAUAACUUUAGUAUCAUUGACCAUGAUGUGUUUAAAUACAAGAUUUGGUUGGGACCAUAAUUUAUCAUUUAUCGCCUUUGGACUAUUGUCCUAGGUACAUUAUUAUCUAUUGUACUUUCAUUGCUUGUAUGUUAUUUCAAUGAAAGAUAUUCCCUCCUCCAUGGUAUUAGGCCAAAAUUAAACAAUUGAGAGACGAGGAUCGAGCAUAGUCGAGCAGGCACUGCAUUGGUUAUUGCUUGUAAUCGUAUGAUGUGCUUAGAUCAGAAAUUUGACCCUUUGCUGUCUAACUACCGUAGAAACUGGAUUAUUAGCGCUUACUCGACUAUAAGACUAUCUUUAUUUUAAGCGCAUGCUCAACUGCAGGCUUUUUAUACUCGAAUUGAAGCGCUUUUCCAAUUAUGCGACGGUUAUUAGUGACAUUUUAGAAUUGACAUUUUGUUUAUCUAUGAGCUAGUUAGCUUGUACAGUGCAUGAUAGCUAUAUAGCUGGUGAUAUCCGGACUCUCUGGGCAUGCUGUUACCUUGUCUGAUCAUGCUGAGACAUGGAUGAGGUCCUUUUAUUCCAAGUUCCUGGUCAAUAUGAAUGUUUUUAUAAUAUGAAUUUCAAUGAUGUAAAUGAACUGCAACAUAAUAGUAUGAUAUAGAUCCAGUUAGGGUUGCCUGCUUUCCUUGCUUGCUCACUUUCUAGCCAGCUUGCGAGUCAGCACUCGUCACGGAGACAUCCGGUUGCUGGGUGGGGCUCAAAAUGACUGCAUUAUAGGUGCAUUCUCGAUUAUAAGCGUAUAGAGCUCUGCUAUUGACCCCAAAAGCGCAUGCGCUAAUAAUCCAGUUUCUACGGUACAUAUAUUUACUUCGUUCUGGCAAGAAUCGAGUGUCAGUACUAGUGCUAUUUUAUUUAUCAACGCUCGCAAAGUUCACAUAUUUUUGAUGCUCACUUUCCUAGUCAGCAGUGCUAUUGCUAGCGCCUUGUUAGUGAGUCUGACAGAAUGCUCCUGUGUACAGUCUAUUGGAACUCGUGACUAUAGUUACAUGUAUAGAUAAUGACAUUUUUGUUGCUAAGGAACAACCACCACAAUGUAAGGUAUUCCGUGGUAUUGUAACCAUAGUUACUAAUGAUGCAUGUGGUCCGUGAAUAUCUACUCUGCACAUGAUCACACACACACAACAAGCACAUCAUCACCCCAUAUCUUUUCUAGCCUAGCUUUAAUAAACUGUACACCUAUACUUUGCUAUUAACAAGCACUAGCUAUGGCUGAGAGACAAGACCGUGAACAAGAGUACAUAUUCAGAAAUGUUCAACUCUUCAAGAAUGAUACCCUUGGUACUGGCUCCUACGGGGCAGUGUGUAAAGCCAAGUGUGACCAGCUACUCUGUGCUGCCAAGCUACUCUAUCCAGUGCUCUUCCAAAUAGCUGUUCCAGAUCCUGGCAAAGAACACAGACACCCGUUUAGAAGAUUCGAAACAGAGUGUGCAUUUCUGAGUCGUAUCAACCACCCCAACAUUGUACAGUACUUGGGGACCUAUCGCGAUCCUGACACAAAUGCACCAGUUCUUCUCAUGGAGCUCAUGGACGAGAGUCUGACACACUUCCUGGAGUCAUCACCUGGAGACAUUCCCUACCACAUCCAAGUCAACCUCUCCUAUGACAUAGCUCAAGCACUUGCCUUUCUCCACUCCAAUGGGAUCAUCCAUCGCGACCUCUCCAGCAACAAUGUCCUACUCAUUGCAGGCACUCGAGCCAAAGUCACCGAUUUCGGAAUGUCCAAAUUCAGAGACAUAAAUGUCAGCCGACUAGCCACAAUGACCACAUGCCCGGGAACACCAGCCUUCAUGUCUCCCGAGGCACUAAACGAACCACCAGUGUACACAGAGAAACUAGACAACUUCUCAUUUGGUGUGCUUCUAGUUCAGACCACAACUCGACAGUUUCCAAAGCCAACAGAUCGAUUUGAGAGUGUUCAAAUUCCAGCUCCACGAAAUCCCUCUCGCAUAGUUGAAGCCAAAGUAGCAAUCCCAGAACUGGAAAGACGUCAAGCUCACAUGAUCCUGAUUGAGCCCACCCACCCUCUACUGCCGAUUGCUCGUCACUGCCUCAAAGACAGAGAUGUUGAACGACCAUCUUCCCAACAGCUUUGCCAAACACUGGAUGCUCUCAAGAGGACACCACGGUACCAGGAAAGCUCCCAACAAGACCUGCACCAGAUGCUCAGAGAGAAAGAUGAACAACUACAAGCAAAUCAACAGAUUAUCACAGAAAAAGACACACAGCUACAAGCAAAUCGAGAGACAAUAAUACAAAACAACGAACAAUUACACACAAAAGACAUUGAAAAUGGUCAACUUGCUACAGAACUAGCACAAGAAAAACAAGGAAAUCAAACCCUCCAACAUGAGGCUGAAGCCAGGGAGAGACAGCUGAGGAGACUCAACCAAGAGUUGCAAUCAAGGGAGGAGAACACUGCUGCCCUCCAACAAGCCAUCGAUCAACGAGACAGAGAAGUGACUCAACUGAGACAAACGUUGGCAAGCAAGAACGAAGAAUCUCAUGAUCUAUCGACUCGAAUGCACCAAGUCGCACUGCAAGAUGAGCAAGCUACACCAAUGAAACCUGUUACAAUAGAGUCACUACCUGAUGCACUUGAUGGUAUUGGGUAUGGAUCAUCAGCCGUGAUUGGGGACAAGGCAUACUUUAAUUCAUACGGAAGUAAAACUGUUUAUGAGUUCAGCAACAAUCAGUGGCACAAGUUACCACCUUGCCCUAACAACCGCUUCACUAUUGUCAGUGUUGAUGACAUGCUCACAACUGUGGGGGGAUAUUCAGACACACAAUACUAUAGUGACAAACUCUACAGCUACAUUAACAACAAAUUGGUCGAACACUUCCCUCCCAUACCAACCGAACGGUGGACACCUGGAGCUGUGUACGCUAACAACACACUUGUAGUGGCUGGGGGAUUUCGUGAUUCAAAUUUAAAUACAGUCGAGAUAUUAAACACUGCUAACAUGCGAUGGUCUAUUGUUAGCUCACUACCUGUGUCAACCACUCAGCCAUCAACAACGAUCUGUGGAGACUAUGUGUACAUACACCCACAAACUGAUAAUGGUCAAGAGAAGUAUUCAGUGUACAGAUGCUCAUUAAGACAACUAACUCAGUCCCCGCCAAGCUCAGCUAUAUGGGAGAAGAUUGCCCCUUUGCCAGUUAGCUAUUCCUCUCUUGUUACCAUCAAAGGCCACCUGCUGGCAGUGGGUGGGCGGGACUCCUAUAAAGGGUGGUUUUCCAAUGGAAAUAAAACUAAGAACAUAUAUCAGUACAACGAGACAUCAUGGACUGUCAUUAGUCAAAUGUCAACACCUCGAUCACGAUGCCUCACUGCUGCCCUCCCUUGGAACAAACUGAUGGUGGUGGGUGGAGAUGAUACAAGCAGAAAAUGUGAACGUGAUGGCGGAGGAGCCUCUCAGGCGGUCAAGAAGGUCAAGAGUGUAAUGGGCACUGAUGGUGAUCUGCGUAAACUGAAACUGAGCAAAGCAAAGAAUCUACUCAGAAACUUCGGAGUAGCAGAAGAGGAGAUUGAUAAGAUGUCUCGAUGGCAAGUGGUGGAUCGUGUGAGGGAACUAUCCACCAAGGCCGUCAAGUCUGGGGGGGAGGGACUGGACAUGAAGAGCCUCAAGUUUGCACGAGGAGCAAGGUUCUCUCAGAUGGAGGCUCAGGAGCGCUACAGGGAGGAGUGCCAGAGAAUAUUCGACCUCCAGAAUGAGGUGCUGCGGAGCAAUGAUGUGCUGUCCACAGAUGAGGAGAGCAGUGGAGGUGAGAGUGACGAUGAGUUAGGUCGUGACCUAGAGACACUCUUAAGAGGCAGCAAGACCACCUCUCAGUUGACGAGGGAACAAGAGGAAGCAGAGAGACUAGAGCUCAAGAAGCUCAUCAUGGGAGACAAGAAGGACCCGGCUAGUGAGAGAGGCACGCCUAUAGUAGCUGACCUUGAUGACACCUCAUCAGUCAUGAGCUUCUCCUCUGGUAAUGGUCGGCGUCUGAUAAUCUCCCGAACCUUCAGAGAUGAAGAUGGAGCAGAGUAUGUCAGGGACGAGGUGGUCAAGAGGCAGGAUGUGAUUGAUGCGUACGUCCGCCUCUCCAAUGAUAUGAGGUCAAAGUUCAUCGAUCAAGACGAGCAAACGAGAGAGGACAUGAGAAAAGAGAAGAGGAAGAUUCAAGACGAGCUGAGGAGACUCAACAAUAUGAAGAAGAGGAAAAAGAAGCAACCCAAACCCAAGCCACUCACAACCAUCAAUAUGAAGUGCAGUGCUUGUGGACAACGUGGGCACAUGAAGACCAAUCGCAACUGUCCAGCCUUCAACCGUAGCGUUGCCGUGGCACCCACUGACCAAGAGUUGGAGCAACACGAGGCAGAGCUCUCAUCACAAUCUGAUAUCGUUAAAGUGGAGGGUACAAAGGUCAUCUUGAAUCGUGCAGUAGUUGAGAGAGUGGCAGAGUUUCGUAGAAAAUCUCUUUUGCUCAAGUUCCCUAAAGAUGCGAUGAGGAAGAGACGCAGAGGACCACAAGAUGAGGAUCUGGACUACCUGGAGACACGCAAGUCUGUGCAGCGGAGGAAAACUAGCCCAGAGGUGCCCUUUGUUGACCACUUGGAGAAGAUACUCCAAACACUCAUUGCUAUACCAGAGUCCUACCAUUUCCGUAAGCCCGUUCAACCGAAGAUAGUACCAGACUACUACAAUGUCAUCAAGUUCCCCAUGGACCUACAGACCAUGAGAGAUCAUUGUCGUCAUCACGUGUACAAGUCCAGGGAUGCCUUCAAGGAGCACAUUAACCUCAUCGUCACCAACUGUGUCACUUAUAAUGGCUCAACCUCUGAUGUAACUAAACACGCCCACAAGAUGGCCGCCGCAUGUGAACAAGAGUUGAAGACGCUCGAGAAAGAGUUGGAGCAACUGGAGGCUGAGAUUAACCCUGUGCUGGACGAUAAUGCCGUUGUCGCUCUUUGUUACCUCCUCAGCAAGUCCGUGGAUGUUAUGAAGAGUGUUGAUCAGACGUGGCCGUUCCAUCAUCCAGUGUCUGCUAAGAAGAUCCCCGACUACCACAAGAUCAUCAAGAGUCCAAUGGACCUUCAAACCAUGAAGAAAAACUGCAGUGGUCGCGUGUACACUGCAGUGGACCAGUUUGUUAUGGACCUGAACCAAGUUGUGGAGAACAGCAUCACUUACAAUGGACCCUCCUCUGCAUUCACUCAGACUGCUAAGACUAUGAGGGAGGCUGGGCUCAAGUAUCUGGAGGAGAAUGUUGAGAUGAUAUCAACAUUUGAGGACCGUAUCCAGGAGAGUGAGAUGGUGUCAGGUGGAGGUGAGGAUGAGCUGCUCUACCAGGACCUACAACACUCUGACUCUGACUCAGACUCUCACUCAGAGGAUGAGGAGGAGGUGGACAAUGUGCAGCUCUAGCAUAGUGGAACACUGGGACACUUUACAUUUAUUUCACAUUCACAAUCAGCAUGUUCAAUAUUAUUAUUUUGUCGACUACA
This is a messenger RNA of Halichondria panicea, 5577 nucleotides long. Its product is annotated as transcription initiation factor TFIID subunit 1-like. Gene Ontology annotation, biological process: transcription by RNA polymerase II; protein phosphorylation; RNA polymerase II preinitiation complex assembly. The transcript has 17 exons. NCBI's taxonomy places the organism in Eukaryota, Metazoa, Porifera, Demospongiae, Suberitida, Halichondriidae. Bases 1295 to 5497 code for a protein of 1400 amino acids. Gene Ontology annotation, molecular function: histone acetyltransferase activity; TBP-class protein binding; protein kinase activity. The record is from RefSeq and is a predicted model, not a curated record. Gene Ontology annotation, cellular component: transcription factor TFIID complex.